Molecule: messenger RNA, 2258 nt
Organism: Eupeodes corollae
Lineage: Eukaryota; Metazoa; Arthropoda; Insecta; Diptera; Syrphidae
Gene: Vajk3
Exons: 3
Coding region: 144-1361 (405 amino acids)
Source: RefSeq, a predicted model, not a curated record
AAGUCAAGUAUUUUGUAUUGCUCACAGAUAAAAUAGUAUAAAAGCAAAGAACUGACCACACUCAGCAUCCAGUCAAAGGUUUGGAAUCAAAACGGUUCUUAUCCUUAAUUCGGGAAAUUAAAAAAAGGAGAACUUAAAUAAAUAUGAAAGUAUUUGUUUGUUUAGUCGCCCUCUUAGUGGCGUCAGCUUACGCCGGCAAUGCCAAGAAGGGCAUUCCCCUAGAGAAGAAACUCGACAAACGAGGUCUUCUUAACCUGGGCUAUGGCUAUGGUCACGCUGGUCUUGAUACCGGAUACCUUGGUGGUGGUCAUGGAUUGAUUGGAAGCGGAUACGGACACGGAGGCCUCAUUGGAGGAACUGGCGGUGGAAUCCUUUUGGGACAAUCCGCUGAUGUUACUCGCACAGUUACCCUGGUUAAGGGUGUCCCAGUGCCAGUAGCUGUUGACCGACCAUACCCAGUGACAGUUGAAAGGCCAGUGCCAUACCCAGUUAAGGUUGGUGUUCCACAACCCUACGAAGUCAUCAAGCACGUUCCAUACGCAGUUAAGGAAAUUGUAAAAGUGCCAGUUCAUGUGCCACAACCCUACCCAGUUGAAAAGAAGGUUCCAUAUGCCGUCCAUGUUCCAGUCGAUCGCCCAUACCCCGUCAAAGUAGGAGUUCCCCAACCCUACGAGGUUAUCAAGCACGUCCCAUACCCAGUUAAGGUGCCAGUACCACAACCCUACACCGUCGACAGGCCAGUACCAUACCCAGUUAAGGUUGCUGUUCCAGUGCCACAACCAUACCCAGUAGAGAAGCGAGUUCCAUACCCAGUCAAGGUUGCCGUCGACCGUCCAUACCCCGUCCAUGUACCACAACCCUACCCAGUCACCGUCGAAAAGCCAUACCCAGUUGUGGUUGAGAAACAAGUGAACGUAAACGUCCCAGUCCCAGUUGACCGUCCUUACCCAGUUAACGUAGACCGUCCAGUGCCUUACCCAGUCAAAGUACCAGUUCCACAGCCCUAUGCUGUUGAACGCCCAUACCCAGUCGCAGUUGACCGCCCAGUUGCCUACCCAGUCAAGGUUCCAGUCGAUCGUCCAUACCCAGUCACUGUAGAGAGGCAAGUUCCAGUUGCUGUUGACAGGCCAGUUCCAGUUCCAGUUGGAGUUCCAGUCGGUGUCUCCUACGGACACGGUGGCCAAAUCAUUUCCGGAGGAGGACAUGGUGGUCUCAUCUAUGGAAGCGGUCACGGAAUCGGUCUUAGUAGCGGACAUGGCAUCGGUAUCUCCAGCGGUCAUGGAAUCGGUCUCAGCAGCGGGCACGGAUACGCUCUAAGCAGCGGACACGGAAUCUCGUAUGGACACGGACACAAGAAGUAGAUCAAUUAUACCAACCAAACCACCACACAAUACCUGCCCAAGAACCCCUCGAUAAAUACACAAAGGCUUUGACCAACGCUAAACAAAUUAAUACUUUAUUUAAUCGUUUUUUAGGGAAAAACAACAACAACAACAACGACGAACACCUUUUUUUCAUUUCCACGCGAUGAUUAAUGGUAAAUCUAUAUAAAAAGCAAAGACAAAAUCCCUCCCUGGCCAUAGUAUGUAAGAUUCUAUUGUAAAUUAAUUUUCAACAAAAAACAUCUAAGAUUUUAAAAUGUUACUUGUUCUUGUUUGAAAGCUUGUAAAGUUGAAAACAAACAUCCAAGUUUUGAAGUUCUGCUUCACGCCUAAAGUCCGAUAGCAUUAGAAUUGUUAUUGAUUUGAAAUUUAGGUUUUUUUUGUAAUUGUAACACGCCACCUUGGUUUUUGUAAUUUUUUUCGUUAAGUUUUUUUAAAUUUACCUUCAUUUUCUAAAAACAAAAUUGCACAGCAUAAUCCUAAAUUAAAUCAAACAAAAUAACCCACUGUGACACAUUUUCCGGUUCUCGGUCAAGUUUAGUGAUGAGCUAACGCAGAGCAUUUAUGGGCUUUGAGGACUGGAAUCUCAUUGUGAUAAUAUUAAUCAAUGCGGGAUGAUGUUGGAGAGAUUCACUAUAAAACAGUCUUUAAGGUCAUAGAUGUUGUUGAGCAUAAAUUAUAUCAAAGCAUCAGGAACUUGAUUGAGCUGCGCAGGAAAAAUGUUCGCAAAAAUUAAUUAACAUAAAUUAUUUUUUUUUAUAUAUACAAACAUUUAUAUAAUCGAUAUUUUAAUUUGGGGUUAUGCAGGACGAAAAUAGAAGGAUGGAAUACUAAAUUACUAUUUUAUACUCUCUGUCUUCGAUGAAGGUUUUUUUU